Messenger RNA from Oppia nitens, 1674 nucleotides. RefSeq lists its product as uncharacterized. Bases 94 to 1674 code for a protein of 526 amino acids. The record is from RefSeq and is a predicted model, not a curated record. Lineage: Eukaryota; Metazoa; Arthropoda; Arachnida; Sarcoptiformes; Oppiidae. The transcript is spliced from 4 exons.
GAUUAAUUGUUUGUAUAAGUUAUACAUUUAGACUAUUGUUUUAGAUUUUUUCUGUCAACAAAAUCAAAGACUAUUUGAAGGUCAGUGAAGACAAUGACAACAGCAAUGAAGGACUCGUUUGAUCGCUUCGGCGAUGAUUUGUGUCAACUAUUGCUAACAAAUCUGCCGAUAAAAGACAGACUUAUACUGCAAUCGGUGUCCAAACAGUGGUUGGCAUUGAUAUUCAAUACACAAACACAUCUAGUAUUUAAUAAAAAACUAUUGAAUAAAAUGUCUUUGGACUCAAUGAGUGACUAUUAUCAGACAAUCAAAUUGUUUCAUGUGUUGGUCCGGAAGUGUCGUAACAUUACCGCAGUUACCAUAAAUGUUGGUUCAAUACUUCCCGGUGCUGUCCAUAUGAUGAGCCGUUUCAUCAAUUUAUUGAUCAAAUACAGUCACCGAUUGCGACACAUCUCUAUUAAACUUGAUUACGACGGCCUCUGGUCGGUCAUCGACCGUACGUUUGAACGGUUUUUCUGGCGUUUUGGCCAACAGUUGUUGACAUUCAAGUUUCAAGGCUAUAAUUAUCAGUUCAAUAAACAAUUGUUUUACGAAGUGGUCGACGCUAUGCCUAACCUGAAGACAUUGGAUAUCAAUUGUAAGCAUCCUUUCAAUCCUGAAAGUACUGUCCAAUUGGACGAUAUAUUUAUCGGCAAUAAUAUGUGUUAUUUAUUGCCGGAAUCGUUACAAUCUUUAAACAUAAAACUUGCCGAAACAUCUCUGCCAUUGUUCGCUAAUUUUGCCGAUAUUUUUGGCCACCAAUUGAUAUCAUUGACCAUACAAUUUGAUGACUUAGUUGUUAAUGAUGACAACGACGACGGCGACGAAGUAUGGACUGCUAAUCUAAAGCCAUUAUCGGCCGGUUUUCGACAAAUGCCGCGAUUAAGACAACUUAAUUUUGAUUUGCCGAUCGAUUUUGGGGCCGACUUUAGUGUGGAUUUAUUUUCGACAAUUGGCCGCAACUGUCGACAACUUCGAUCAUUAGAUUAUAAAUCAUAUUUUGGAAAUAUAUUGAAAAUUAAGGCCAUAUUUGUCGCUAUUAACAAACAUAUGUCUAAACAAUUGCAGCGAUUAUCGCUUGAAUGGAUGUGCAAUAAUGUUGACGACAAUGAAGACUUAGAAGAAUUAUCACUGACCAGCGAUUCCCUAAACCGAUUGCACGGUUUAACACAUUUGACACUCCGGUUAUACGACUGGGAUAUAAUUGGCGAACAAUUUUUUCAGGACAUUCAUCUAAAUCUUCCGCGACUACAGUCCAUACACUGCGACAAUGCGCCCAUCACUGAGAAGUCCGUCCAAUCUAUCGGACAGUUAGCACAGCUAAUGGAUGUCUGUAUUCUGUCGGACAGCAAAUAUACGGCUAUAAAAAAAUCCUAUAUUUUCAAUCAUUUACUAAUCGAUACAAAAGCUAAACACUUGUAUUUACAAUAUAAGGAUUCAGUACGUGUUAGACAACGUAUGUUUAAAUGUGGAAAAUAUCUAAAUAAAGAUUAUAGUAAUUAUAAUAUUAAUGAUAAAAAUAUUGAUGAUAGCGAUGAUGACAUUAGUAGUGGUAUUGAUGUUAUUAUUAAUAGUUAUAAUUAUACAUUAUAUGAUAGCGAUGAUGAUUAUCAAAUUAAUACAAUUAUUUUAUAA